AUGGUCGUGCUUGAUGCGGCUCCUCGGCCCACUCCUCUUUCUCCAGUUCCCGAGAGCAGCACCGGCAGUCAGAGCAUUCAUGGCUUAGGAGCAGCGCGCUCCUACCGGCAGCUGCCACCGGUUUUGGAAGGAGACGUUACCGUUCCUUCCCGCCGUUUGACACCAGAAUCCUCUCCGUCGGCUGCCAGUCUAAGCGCCAACGACUACAGACUCGCGGUGGAAGCCUGGCCUUCUGAUAGCGAGGCAAGCGCGACGGAGUCCACAGUCACGACAGCCAGCGUUGCGGAGUCUGCACAGGCUGCAGCAGUGUCGAAGAACAGUGCACGUCGGAUGACGGAGCCCAGCGUCCAGCCAGCGAAUUCAGCGAAAAAGAGUCCUCGAAGCUCUGUGCUCGGCAAGCCGCAGCCAUCAAGCAGGAAGCUGAGCCGAGCCUCACCGGGAGCGACGAGCUCCGGUGAGUUCAAGAACCUUCGUGUGGAUGGCCUGGAGGAGCCGAACCCAUCUGUCAAGCAAAGGGCAAUGAGGCGUGCGGCUUCGGAACCUCCGCGACCUCUGGGCGGAGAAGUUCGCAAAUCAGGAUCGCCACCUCCGCGGCAGUCCCAGGUUUCACUGGCCACGCCUCCACGGACAAAGCGGGCAUCCGUUGGCGAACGUCCAGGCAAGCUGCAAAAGAGCCCGCAACCCUCCACAGCUAGCCGUGAGUCCAGCCUGCGCAAUGUAACGCAGAAGCCAGCGAAUGCACGGCUUAGUGCCAGCAGCAGCUCAGCUUGCAAGUCGUGCUCAUGUCAUUUUCGUGGGGGGGUUCGAUGGUUCAAGGAUGCGUUGUGGCGCAGGGUUCUGCAGCCGUCUGGUCCAACGGCAGAUGUCACGAGGGCUUACAAAUUUGCCCGGAGUCAGGGAGAUGAUUUGCAUGAUGCUAGACCCACCAAGCCUCAACAACCACAGGUCACCGAGCAGACAAUCCAGGGAGAAAGCUUCUCAUCCUGA
Messenger RNA from Symbiodinium sp. CCMP2592, 987 nucleotides. The record is from the annotation of a GenBank genome assembly. NCBI's taxonomy places the organism in Eukaryota, Dinophyceae, Suessiales, Symbiodiniaceae.